CUCUUUUCGGGCCUGAGGGAAUUGGCUGCCAUUCCCAACAAUUGCAGGCCAUUGUGGAACCUGCGGCGAAUCGGUUGAAGGCGGUCGGGUGUUUCCUUUUUGAUCUACUUUUCCUGUUUUCAUCAGGCCAUGCCGAUGAGCCUAACUCGGUGCGCGAGGUAUUGAGACCAUGUGAAAUCUCAUUCGGCAAUUUUUGAAUAUUUGGCUUUUUUUCCUUCGUCAUCGUCCGAACAUGGCGACACCCGCGCCCAACCCUCAGGGGCCGAGCCUCUCGAUGCGCCUGAAAUCGGCCAUGAUUAUGGGCAUGACGGGCCUCGUCUCAAAAUGUUUCUUGUACGGGUUCAACAGGGUCGAAGUGACGGGGCUCUCCCGCUUUCUCGAUAUCCUAGACAGCCGUAGAGAUCCUGCAAAUCGCCAGCGCGGCCUCUUGACCGUCUCAAACCACGUCAGCGUUCUCGACGACCCCGUAGUAUGGGGCAUUCUCCCCCUUCGCUACACCUUUGACCCAUCCAACCUGCGCUGGACUCUCGGCGCCGCCGACAUCUGUUUCGCCAACAAAUUCCUCACCAACUUCUUCACCCACGGCCAAGUCCUGCCCUGCCACCGGCUCAAACACUCCCCCUUCGGCGGCCCCUUCCAGCCGGCCCUGGGGCAAGCGAUCCGCCUCCUCUCCACCCCCCUCCCCUUACCCCCGCACCACCAGACCUACACCACCACCGGCCGCGACACCCACCCGUCUCCCCUAAUCCACGGCGCCUUCCGCCGCCACAGCUGGGUGCACGUGUUCCCCGAGGGGUGCGUGCACCAGCACGCGGCCGCCGACAUGCGCUACUUCAAGUGGGGGCUGGCGCGCCUGAUCCUCGAGGCCGAGCCCCGCCCGGACGUGCUGCCCAUGUUUGUCGACGGCACCCAGCGGCUGAUGCCCGAGGACCGGGGGUUUCCGCGGUUCUUGCCGCGGGUGGGCAAGACGGUGCGGGUGGCGUUUGGGGAGGUGCUGGAUUAUGAAAGGACGUUUGGGGAUCUGAAGAGGAGGUGGGAUGGGUUGGUGCGGAGGGAGAGGGAGAGGGUUGGUGGUAGCAAUGGCGGUGGUGGUGCCAGCGGUGCUGGGAUACGUGAUGGAAAAGGGGUGGAUGGGAUGGCGUUGGUGGGGAAGGAGGCUGGCGCGGUGUCAGCGCCGGGGGAUUUGCCGACGGAGGAGCUGAUGUAUGGGAAGGAGGCGCAGGAGAUCAGGAUAGAGGUCGCGUUGCGGAUGCGGGCCGAGAUCCUCAAGGUCAGGAAGGCGCUGGGCGGAUAUCCUGAGCCGGAGCCGGCGUUUGGGCUGGCUGAGACGUGGCGGCUGGACGACGAUAUCGAGGCCAAGAAGUACAAGAGCCGAGUUGACGGGAGUGAUAUCAACCAGGAUUAGUUAAUUCCGGGGAUAUUGUGUUGGGAUAAUUUGGGCUGGUUGUGUUAUUACAGUGUAGAUAAAACCUCUGUUAGCCUGGUUAAGUUGUAGUAGACGGUCAAGCGGAACGGAUAGAAGGCGAAUGGAUAUUCAUGCGACGACUGGGAAUCCUACCCGAAACG
This is a messenger RNA of Chaetomium fimeti, 1566 nucleotides long. RefSeq lists its product as uncharacterized. The record is from RefSeq and is a predicted model, not a curated record. Gene Ontology annotation, cellular component: mitochondrial membrane. Gene Ontology annotation, biological process: inner mitochondrial membrane organization; cardiolipin acyl-chain remodeling. NCBI's taxonomy places the organism in Eukaryota, Fungi, Ascomycota, Sordariomycetes, Sordariales, Chaetomiaceae. The transcript has 4 exons. Bases 233 to 1405 code for a protein of 390 amino acids. Gene Ontology annotation, molecular function: 1-acylglycerophosphocholine O-acyltransferase activity.